Molecule: messenger RNA, 1161 nt
Organism: Gossypium raimondii (Peruvian cotton)
Lineage: Eukaryota; Viridiplantae; Streptophyta; Magnoliopsida; Malvales; Malvaceae
Product: cytokinin riboside 5'-monophosphate phosphoribohydrolase LOG7
Exons: 7
Coding region: 37-684 (215 amino acids)
Biological process (GO): cytokinin biosynthetic process
Cellular component (GO): nucleus; cytosol
Molecular function (GO): hydrolase activity, hydrolyzing N-glycosyl compounds
Source: RefSeq, a predicted model, not a curated record
CGUAGUCUUGUUUGGAAAGAACAGCGAGAAAGGGAGAUGGAAGAGAUUAAGUCAAGGUUUGAAAGAAUUUGCGUGUUUUGUGGAAGCAGUUCAGGGAAGAAAGCUAGUUAUCAAGAAGCUGCUGUGGAGUUAGGCAAAGAGCUGGUGGAGAGAAGGAUUGAUUUGGUGUAUGGAGGUGGAAGCGUGGGAUUGAUGGGUCUUGUUUCUCAGGCCGUUCAUGAUGGUGGGCGCCAUGUUUUAGGUGUAAUUCCAAAGACCUUGAUGCCUAGAGAGAUUACUGGUGAAACAGUUGGAGAAGUAAGAGCUGUAUCUGAUAUGCAUCAAAGAAAAGCUGAAAUGGCACGACAGGCUGAUGCCUUCAUUGCCCUCCCUGGUGGCUAUGGCACCCUUGAAGAACUACUUGAAGUGAUUACAUGGGCUCAGCUUGGGAUCCAUCGCAAACCUGUCGGUCUGUUGAAUGUGGAUGGAUAUUACAAUUCAUUGUUGUCUUUCAUCGAUAAGGCAGUAGAUGAAGGCUUUAUUUCGCCCAUCUCACGUCGCAUUAUCGUGUCUGCCCCAACUGCUAAGCAAUUGGUGAGACAACUAGAGGAAUAUGUUCCGGAAUACGAUGAAAUAACAUCUAAAUUAGUAUGGGAUGAAGUGGAUAGACUUAGUUACGUGCCUGAAUCCGGAGUUGCCACCUGAUACAUGUCAUCUUGUCUCGGCAACGUAUAUUUUUUUUUUGGUGGGGAUUUUACCUACUAAUUAUAUAUAAGGGUGUAUACGGUUGUAAUGUCGUACAAGUAGGAGAGCACCGGGUGGAGCUUUUUGUUGGAAGUUUGGAACCCUAAAGGCGUAGUCACAAGAUGUAGUGUCAGUUGGCCCCAAGUAAUACUAGUUUUUGUUCAUAUCAAUUAUUAAUUCUUUAAGCUUGUCUCAAUAUAUAGAUUUAUUAUAUACAAAGAAAGAGGGAUUUGCUUUUUGCUGUUUCUUGUAUGGUCGGUGAAAAACCAAGUAAAAAACAGGUUAGGCCCCAUAUAGGAAAUAGUUGUGUUUUUUUUUUUCAUGUUUUGAACAAUAGUUCGUAAGUCAUUAUUAGGGGGGAAUGUGUAUUAAAUCAUUGUACUUUGUUUUUGUUCCUUACAACAAAGGAAUUUAAGUGGCGAUUAUAUUUGCUCAAAA